AUUGUCCCAUUCAUGCAUCUUGAAAUAUCAUCUCUCUCAUUUCACGAUCCAUCUCAGUUUUUUUUUUUUCCUGUAAGCAAAGGACCUUUUCAAAUCCUCCAUAAUAGAGUACUGGAAGGGAGUUAAAAACAAGAAUGGUCCAGCAAAAUCUCCUGUGAAUCACUCGAGUCCCCAACACCUCGAACACCAAAUUGGACCCAUCUCUGAUCUUCUCCAACUCAAGACUCCAAGAUCCUUCUUGUUUUUUCCCCUCUCUACCUUGCUGUUUUCUUUGUACUUGUAUAUAUCUUGGCCCACCAAUUCCUCCACAUCUCAAAACCUUUCCUUUCCCUUGCCCUUUUUGUGCCCUUCCUUUUCCUUUAUUCCCAUCUCUCCCUCCACAAAUCCCCCAGUCUCUACAGAGAAACCCCUCAAAAUCCCAAGGCCCAUCAGUCCCUAUAAAUUAAAGCAAGAAAGACCCUUUUACAAAACCUCCUCGAAAGUGAGAGAACAGAAAGAAAACACCUCCUUGGUUCUUUCCCUCUCCCCUCUCAUAAAAAAACCCAAAAAACUAAGCACCACCUCUCUCAAUCCUUUACAAAAAGGAGCAGCAGAAUGAAAGAAUAUUGGGGCUCUUUGGCCUCAAUACUUGGUGUGUUGGCCUUUUGUCAAAGUCUCCUUCAUGUAUUAUUCCCACCAGAGCUCCGGUUUGCAACUCUGAAACUCUUCAACCGGGUCUUUAACAUGUUCACUUCUUAUUGCUACUUUGAUAUAACAGAAAUUGAUGGAGUCAACACCAACGAGCUCUACAACGCAGUCCAACUCUAUCUAAGCUCCUGUGUCACCAUCUCUGGCAGCCGUUUGAGCCUCACUCGUGCUCUGAAUUCAAGUGCCAUAACUUUUGGCCUAACAAACAAUGACACUAUCUUUGACACCUUCAAUGGUGUUACUGUCCUUUGGGAACAUAUUGUGACUCAAAGACAAGCACAGACAUUUUCCUGGCGUCCAUUGCCUGACGAGAAGAGAGGUUUCACUCUACGUAUCAAGAAAAAGGACAAGUCUUUGAUUCUUGAUUCUUAUCUUGAUUACAUUAUGGAGAAAGCCAAUGAUAUGAGGAGGAAAAACGAGGACAGGCUUUUGUACACUAAUUCAAGAGGUGGGUCUUUGGAUUCAAGAGGGCAUCCUUGGGAGUCAGUGCCAUUUAAGCACCCGAGUACUUUUGAGACUCUGGCUAUGGACCCUGUCAAGAAAGCUGAGAUCAUUGAAGAUUUGAAAGAUUUUGCAAAUGGUCAAUCUUUUUAUCAAAAGACAGGUAGAGCUUGGAAGAGAGGUUAUUUGCUUUAUGGACCUCCUGGUACUGGUAAAUCUAGCAUGAUUGCUGCCAUGGCUAAUUAUCUUGGUUAUGAUAUUUACGAUCUUGAAUUGACUGAGGUACACCAUAACUCUGAACUUAGAAAACUUUUGAUGAAAACAAGCUCAAAAUCUAUCAUUGUUAUUGAGGACAUUGAUUGUUCUAUUGAUUUGAGUAAUAGGAAGAAGGGUAGUCCUAAUAAUAGUAGUUCUAUUGGGAGGAGUUACUGUGACCCAGAAAUGCGAUCUGGGCCUGGUGUUAGCACUGGUGAUGAAGGAGGGAAUUCAAUAACUUUAUCUGGGUUAUUGAAUUUUACUGACGGGUUGUGGUCAUGUUGUGGAAGCGAGCGGAUUUUCGUGUUCACAACAAACCACAUUGACAAACUUGAUCCUGCAUUGUUAAGGAGUGGUAGAAUGGACAUGCAUGUUUUCAUGAGCUACUGUUCAUUUCCUGCAUUGAGGAUCUUGUUGAAGAAUUACUUGGGCAAUGCAGAAAGUGAUUUGGAUGAGGGGGUUUUGAAGGAAUUGGAAGAGGUUAUUGACAAGGCAGAGAUGACUCCUGCUGAUAUAAGUGAGUUAUUGAUCAAGAACAGGAGAAAUAAGGACAGGGCAGUGAUUGAAUUGUUGGAGGCAUUGAAGAAUAAGGCAGAGAUGAAAUUGAAGAGUGGAGAAUGUGUUAGAGAGAAGAAUUUGAAGGAUGUGGGAGAGGAAGAGGAAGAGCAAGAGAAGAGAGCUUUGGAGAGUCCUAAAGAAGGUUGUGACUAUGAGGACGGCAUCAAGAAAGAAGACGAGGAUGAAGAGAAGAAGAUUAAAUGAUAUAGAAAAUGAAGUAUUUUACUGGCUGGUUUCUGGAUUGAAAGUAUUUCUAUUUUAUCUUCAAAUUGUUGCUGGUGCAUAGCAUAAGCGGUGGUGGUGGGCUGCUGCGAAGAUUGGAAGUGAAUCGGUACUGGAUAAUAUUAGGUCUCCAAUUUUUUUCAAUGUUUAAUAUUAUUAUCCAUCUUAAUGUUAAUUAAAUAAUGAGAGUAGUAUCAUAUGAUCAACAGAUAAGCUUAUUUGCA
Populus nigra (black poplar) is the source of this 2387-nucleotide messenger RNA. Its product is annotated as AAA-ATPase At5g57480-like. Gene Ontology annotation, molecular function: ATP binding; ATP hydrolysis activity. The coding region runs from base 595 to 2145 and encodes 516 amino acids. The transcript has a single exon. NCBI's taxonomy places the organism in Eukaryota, Viridiplantae, Streptophyta, Magnoliopsida, Malpighiales, Salicaceae. The record is from RefSeq and is a predicted model, not a curated record.